AACUUACCCAUACAGAGGUACAGUAUACUAGUAUGAGAUAGCAUUGGAAAGGAAGCAAAGCAACACGUGCUUCAACAUAACUAACCUCACAACGAUAUCAACAAAGGUAAGACAAUACAUGAUGAGCUAUCCCUUGACACCAACCCCCUAUCUCAUGUCUGUUGAGGUGCAAAUGGUUCAACCCUGACACAUAACACCAUCAUCAUCUCAAACAUUAUGGACUAUUUUCUAAUAAGAAAAGGGGCCACUAGAAGUUAAGAUAGCCAAAGUCGAAAAAUAAAUGGCCUUCUUUCCUGAGACACCAGCCAUUUUAAUAGUGCUGAUUUAUUGUGCCAUGUUUUUGGGAGGGCGAUCAUAUGCAUGUGGUCAGUAGUACGCAGUCUGUGACCCAGCCUCCCUCUCACGUUACAGCCUAUUUAUAACGUUCCCUCAGCCAGCUCCUCUCUUACUGCAGUUCCUUGGAACCACCUUUCUCUCCACUCCACAGGUCUCCAGUCUCCUCUCCUGUCAUCUGAGAAUCUCUCCGGCAGCUUAUCUAGGGUUCACUGUUUAUCCUGCGCAGCCUGGCAACUGUCCGCAUGCCCAGGAUUAUUACUGGAGCCCCCUUUCAACACACACACAACUUUUUUUUAUCGAACUCUUAUCAAGGAGACAAAUUUGGGGUAAGCUAAGGAAAGAGCACAAGUAGUGGAUUUUGGAUAUUCUGUCUUUUGUUUGACCCCUUUUUUUAAACUUAGUUGGCUUACUUUUUUGUUACCUUUCAUUUUUUGUCCCCCUCUCCCUCCCGUCCUUAUCUUUCUGUAGGGCUGUGUGUUUGCAUGCAAUGGAUCACACACUCUUUGGCUGCCUCCGCAGCCCCCAUGCCACUGUGCAGGCCCUGCACCCUGCCUUCACCCAGUCUCCGCUGACUCUCCACGGACGCACGGACCACGUCUCCUACCCUGACCUGGCCUCUUCCACUGCCACCUCCUCUCCUUCGGCCUGCAUCAUCUCUGGCUAUCCCGGUGACGAGGGCCUGUUCGGUGGGCAUCACCAUCACCACCGCGGGCAUCACCCGGCACAGCAACAGCAGCAUCACCCGCCUCAGCACCAGGCCGGCUGGCACAUUCCACAGAUGCCCUCUCCUGGCAGUGCGAACUCCCGCCACAACCUCUGCCAUCCCCACCCCCACUCUCACUUGACCCAGGAUAGUGCCCUCGCACCCCCAGACCUAGGCACCCCUGGCAGGAACAGUCUCUGUACCAGCACCCCCAACCUGGGCAGCAGCACCCCCACGGGGGCCAACUGUGUGCCUGCAGACUUUGGAAGACAGACACUGUCACCUGCUGAGGCAGAGAAGAGAAAUGGCAAGAGGAAAAGUGACAGCUCAGAGUCCCAAGACGGGAAUUACAAGUCAGAUGUGAGCAGCAAACCCAGGAAGGAGCGGACGGCGUUCACCAAGGAGCAGAUCCGUGAGCUGGAGGCCGAGUUUGCCCAUCACAACUAUCUGACGAGACUGAGGCGCUACGAGAUAGCAGUCAACCUCGAUCUCACAGAGAGACAAGUAAAGGUGUGGUUUCAGAACAGGAGGAUGAAGUGGAAACGAGUAAAAGGAGGUCAACAGGGGGCUGUAGCAAGGGAAAAAGAACUGGUGAACGUGAAAAAGGGGACAUUGCUGCCAUCCGAAUUCUCCGGCAUAGCGGCUCUUCAUCACUCCACAGACUCCCUGGCCAAUGAGAACAGUCACGACAGCGACCAGAGUUCCGAGCAUGCUCACUUAUGAUGCACAGCAGCAGGCCACGCCUACUCAAAGUGGGCUCAGCCUAACAUCUCAGGAACGUCCUUAAAAGGACAUGGUGUCUGGUCAUCGUUAGCAAAGUUCAACGAUGCUAAAUAAAUGUGUACAAAUGUACAAAGAAAUGACGUGUGUUACUUGAUCUAAGAAGAUGCAUGUUAGGACGUUGCUUAAACCAAACUAAGAUCACCAAUACGUUUCAAGAACUGCGAACCCAACGCAGGAAUAUGAGAUAUUGCAAAAGGUCAAUGCACAUUAAGCAUAUGUUACGAACGUGCCUCCACUCAACGCUCUGCUUUUGGAAGCAGAACAUAUUCUUAGAAUAUUAGGACAGAUUCAGAAUUGGCCGAAUUGUUAUGAACAUUCCAUGUUGUGUGUCUUGCAUUGAAAAAGUGGCAAGUUCAUGCUUUUGAUUUGCACUGUUGAACACUUGCCUCAAUUGGUUUCUACUGUAUGUCAUAGAAAUUGCGAUGUAAUCGAAUUAUUGAUUAAAUCAAGUGUGCAGGAGAAUCAAAUUUCAGCUAAUUUACAAUAUACUCUGAACUUUAUUAUCUGUAUUUUUCUUACCUUCGCUAUAGCAAUCAUUUCUAAUACACACUAUACCACUCACACAGUAAUAAACAUUUCUGAUGUUC
Messenger RNA from Oncorhynchus mykiss (rainbow trout), 2409 nucleotides. It is a transcript of the gene meox2a, whose product is annotated as mesenchyme homeobox 2a. Gene Ontology annotation, cellular component: nucleus. Lineage: Eukaryota; Metazoa; Chordata; Actinopteri; Salmoniformes; Salmonidae. Gene Ontology annotation, molecular function: RNA polymerase II cis-regulatory region sequence-specific DNA binding; DNA-binding transcription factor activity, RNA polymerase II-specific. The record is from RefSeq and is a predicted model, not a curated record. Gene Ontology annotation, biological process: somite development; positive regulation of transcription by RNA polymerase II.